Messenger RNA from Branchiostoma floridae (Florida lancelet), 4541 nucleotides. Its product is annotated as fibrillin-2-like. Bases 132 to 4541 code for a protein of 1469 amino acids. Lineage: Eukaryota; Metazoa; Chordata; Leptocardii; Amphioxiformes; Branchiostomatidae. The transcript has 33 exons. Gene Ontology annotation, biological process: cell-matrix adhesion. The record is from RefSeq and is a predicted model, not a curated record. Gene Ontology annotation, molecular function: calcium ion binding.
UUAAGUUCUCUUAAAAGAAUGUAAAUCCUUUCUUGACGACUUUGUUUCCGCGUUUGUCUAGAUUGCCGGACGCAGGAGUGAUAUUCCAGGUCAACACGACUGUUACCGAUGUUGACGAUGUCAAACAAGCCAUGUUCGGCGAGUCUUCAGACAACAGACUGGGACAGUUUACUUUAGAUGGGAAUGACACAACAUUUGGGGCGAUAUCUUUACUGGUGGCCCUGCCAGACUGCAGCUCAAACAGCACCCACAACUGCAGUUCCAAUGCAGACUGCAAGGAGGAGUACUUUUACUUCAGCUGCAGAUGCAAGGAUGGCUACACUGGCAAUGGGACACACUGUGAAGCUGUGGAGUCCAACUACAUCUCCUUCAAGAUCCUGGACCUGGAUCCCACCAAAGACUAUGACAACAAAACAUCAGCCGACUAUCUGGAGCUGACAGAGUUGUUAGAAGAACUGGUCAGGAACAUCACAGGGGACAUUCUCUCUGUAGAGUUGUUUGAUGUCAGGCUACCAGAUGCAGGAGUGAUUUUCCAAGUCACCACCACUGUAUCAGAUGCAGCUGAAGUUGAACAGAAAAUCUUUGAGGAGGCUUCAGAUGACAGACUUGGACAGUUCACCUUGGAGGGAAAUGCAACAACAUCGGGUGAUAUCUCUCUCCUAGUGGCAUUGCCUGACUGUGCUUCUAACAGCACCCACAACUGCAGUUCCGAUGCAAUCUGCAGGGAGGAGUAUCUGUACUUCAGCUGUGAAUGUAAAGACGGCUACAUUGGAAAUGGAACCUACUGUGAAGCUUUGGAGUCCAACUACAUCUCCUUCAAGAUCCUGGACCUGGAUCCCACCAAAGACUAUGAGAACAAAACAUCAGCCGACUAUCAGGAGCUGACAGAGUUGUUAGAAGAACUGGUCAGGAACAUCACAGGGGACAUUCUGUCGGUGGAGCUGUUUGAUGUCAGACUGCCCGAUGCAGGGGUGAUAUUCCAGAUCAACACCACAGCAGCUGAUGUAGACAGUGUGAAACAGGACAUUCUUGAGGAAACAGCAGAGGAUACUCUUGGUGACUUCACUGUUCAAGGGAAUGCUACAACCUUUGGCCCUAUUUCUCUCUUGGUGGCACUACCAGAAUGUGACGAUGCAAGCACAAACAACUGCAGUUCUGGUGCAGACUGCCAGGAGGAGUACCUGUACUUCAGCUGUGCCUGUAAAGAAGGAUUUACUGGGAAUGGAACUACCUGUGAAGAUAAUGAUGAAUGCGGUAAUGGUGCAGCAGACUGUGACUCUAACGCUGUCUGUACCAACAUCCCUGGUUCCUACACCUGCCGAUGUGACUCUGGUUUCCAUGGCAAUGGGACCUUUUGUAAAGAGGUGACCAAUCAGUACAUAGCAUUCCGGAUGACUGACUUGGACCCAACCAUAGACUACAACAACACAUCCUCACCUGAAUACCAGGCUCUCAAAAACCUGCUGGAAGAACUGGUCGGAAACAUAUCAGCUAAUAUCAUAGGUGUGGAACUGAUGGACAUCAGGUUGCCAGAUGCUGGUGUGAUUUUUGAGAUCAACAUCACUGACAGCUAUGUGAACCAGGUGAAGUCUGCUGUGUUUGCAGAGGGGGGUGAUGGGACUCUGGGCAUGUUUGCUGUAGCAGACAAUGAUACAACAUUUGGGGACAUAUCCUUGAAGGUUGCUCUACCGGAGUGCAGUGAUGGAACAAACAACUGUAGUCAUCUGGCCAACUGUACAGAAAGAUAUCUGUACUUUGACUGUGACUGUUUCAAAGGCUAUGCUGGGAAUGGGACAUACUGUGAAGAUGUGGAUGAGUGUGCCCUUGAACUAGACAACUGUGACGACAAUGCCAUCUGUGACAACACCCCUGGCUCAUUCACAUGUCAGUGUGAAAAUGGCUACCUGGGCAAUGGAACAGUCUGCAAACGCAUUGUAUCCACAUAUGCAUCAUUUAAGAUGCCAAAUCUACAGCCAGUACAGGAUUACAAAGAUGAAAAUUCUACAGCAUACAAGGCUCUGGAAGACUUUUUGGUGUCACUUGUGGGAAACAUGUCAGAUGAGGUCACUGGAGUUAAGCUACUGGAUGUCAGGUUCCCAGAGGGAGGAGUAGUGUUGGAGCUGAGAGUGACAGAAGAUGAGCUGGCUGACGUGUACGAUGCCAUCGUGGCCGAGGGUCUGGAUGGGAUGGUCGGUCCCUACACUGUGGAGGGGAACGCCACCACAGUCGGAAACAUCUCCCUGCUGGUAGCCUUACCCGAGUGUAACAACACCAUCACUAAUGACUGUGAUCCUGAGGCCACCUGUGUGGAGGAGUACCUGUUCUACACCUGUGUAUGUAACCAUGGAUACACGGGAGAUGGACAACAAUGCACAGAUAUCGAUGAAUGCCAGCUGAACCUAGACAACUGCCAUGCUGACGCUGACUGUACCAACCUCCCAGGAUCCUUCAGGUGUGACUGUAAGGACGGGUUCUACGGAAAUGGAACACAUUGUGAAGCCAUUGUUGCCAACUAUGCCUCCUUCAAGCUGCUGGACUUGGACCCCAACAUCAAGUACUCAGACCCAACCUCCCCUGGGUACCAACAGCUGAAGGAACAGAUACAGGACUUGGUGAGAAACGUCUCCGAUGCUGUUGUAUCAGCUGAAGUACUGGAGGUGAGGCUACCUGAUGGUGCAGUGGUUCUCCAGGUGAACACGACAGUCACACAGGUGGACAGUCUCAGGAGAGACAUCCUGGAUACAACUACUGACGGCACACUGGGAGAUCUACCUGUGGAUGGCAACCUCACCACUUUUGGGGACAUCUCUCUCCUAGUGGCUCUCCCAGACUGCAGCUCAGACACUACCAAUAACUGCAGUUCCAAUGCCACCUGCAAGGAAGAGUACUUCUACUUCAGCUGUGAAUGCAAAGAUGGCUUUACUGGAGAUGGUGUCAGUUGUCAAGAUAUAGAUGAGUGUUCGCUGGGUUUAGACGACUGUCACAGCAAUGCUGACUGCAGAAACACUGAAGGCUCCUACACAUGCGCCUGCUCAAGGGGCUUCACUGGGAAUGGAACAUUCUGUACAGCUAUAACAGGAACAACAACAAUUCAACCUACAGUAACUGGAACAGCUGUUGACGGAGGUUGGAGUCUGUGGAGCGGCUGGUCCAACUGUUCAGCCAGCUGUGGGGUCGGCACGCAGGAGAGAACACGCCAGUGCGACAGCCCCCCUCCCCAACAUGGCGGCCGGGACUGUAGGGGACCGGACAGACAGGAAAGGCUGUGUUUUAGUGGACAAUGUCCCCCUGGGUUUAUUGACUGGUGCAGUGAUGCGGAGGACAGGUGUGGCCAGGUGAGCCAUGGAGGAGUCUGCACCCUGGCAGGGGCCGGCUACACCUGUUCAUGUCAGGUCGGCUGGCAAGAGGUCAGGUCAACGGAUCGUACCAUGUUUUUAAGAUGUGAAGAUGUAGAUGAGUGUGCUACUGGCCAGCACGACUGUAACAGCACCUUCUCCAGGUGUGUGAACAACCUGGGAAACUACACCUGUGCCUGUCUGCCUGGGUUCACACAGGUGGAGGGGACAUGCGAAGAUAUAAAUGAGUGCACAGCUGGAGGCCCCCGUCGGUGUGACCGUAAUGCUGCCUGUACUAACCUAUACGGCAGCUACUCCUGUGUGUGUAAUGAUGGGUACAUCAGUAGGGUGCAGGACGGCACUGGCUUCCCCGGACAGUGUAAAGAAAAGCGACUGUUCCCAUAUGGAGAAGCAGAGGGAGAUCUGUUGCUGUACAAUGACUCAGCAGCUACAGGAGAAAUGGUUUCACCCAUCAUAGGGGUGCAACAUGGCAUCCCGCUACGGAACGGGAAACUCUGCAACUCUAUCUAUGUGACAGAAAACGGCGUCCUGGCCCUGAACGACAGGAUAACCGAGCACGAGACCGGAGACAAGGAGACCUACAGGAACCCUGAACCGCUCAACGACAUCUUCGAGUCCAACAGAACGGAGACGUGCGCAGUCCUGGCAGCCUUCUGGGCCAACAACAGGUUCACUGACCUGGAGCCUGGGAGGAACCCGAAGGUCUGGUACCACGUGUACUCGCAUAGCAAUGAGCCAAUGUUUGACAUAGUGGACCGUGCCAUCCUCAGUAACUUCACCACCCUGCCCAACUAUCACUCCGAGUUCAUUCUAGUGGCCACCUGGCAGGACAUGGCACCUCCAUGGAGAGCAGAUGCCUCACAGUUCAACACGUUCCAAGCGGUGCUAGCCACAGACCACCACCACACGUUUGUGCUGUACCGUUAUGAAGAUGCUGAGAUGACCUGGGUACCUGUGUAUGAUGAAGAACAUGUCCAGCACCAUCGGUAUCCAGCCAGGAUUGGUUAUGUUAUCCGGCUGCCACUGUAUGAUGUGGAGGACCCAAACUCCGGAGAGUGGUCCAGACAUGCGGGAGAAGCGAAUGCCUACCGGAUGGAGCGGAAAGUCAGCCCGACCACAGGCCGGCUGGGGAGGGUCAUCUACCAACUGGACGACAACGACAACAGCUAUGUCAACCCACGCUGA